Molecule: messenger RNA, 4685 nt
Organism: Mercenaria mercenaria
Lineage: Eukaryota; Metazoa; Mollusca; Bivalvia; Venerida; Veneridae
Product: NADPH oxidase 5-like
Exons: 20
Coding region: 709-3582 (957 amino acids)
Biological process (GO): defense response; superoxide anion generation
Cellular component (GO): plasma membrane; NADPH oxidase complex
Molecular function (GO): calcium ion binding; superoxide-generating NAD(P)H oxidase activity
Source: RefSeq, a predicted model, not a curated record
UCGCUACACGUGGUUGGGCUGCACAGUCAAAAUAGAUACCCGUAUAACCGAUACGGCACAAUAUAGUGAAAGAUUUAAUAGUUUUUAUUUCAAAACUGACAUUAAUGUUUGAAAUUUAAAGUUUUAUGUAAAACUAGAUAACGUCGUUUGUGCACGUAUGAAGAAAAGAUUUUUGAAAAUUGACAUAAAGUGUGCUUGUCCAAAAAAUAUUACCGCAAAAUGCAUUUAAAUACCCUUAAGUGAACUUUAAAUGACAACUAUUUGGACAACUCGGAACAAACAAUUAUCACUGGUUUUUACUGGAUAAUUUACAACAAAAUUCUUAUUUGAAGGAACCGAAUUAUCUUCAGAGGUCAGUCGCCGAUAUACCGGGCCGUUCCUUGUGAACAUAAGUAUUGAUGGCAAAGAACCAAUAAUUUCAGGAUCUGUGAGCAGUUUCUAUACUCCUACAACCAUCUUUCAUGACGUCACACAAUUUGGCACAAAUAAUUGGCUGAACGGUUACGCUGACGGCGCAUGCUCCCAACACAUUGGAACGCGUAAAAAGAAUGGUUUCCAUGUGAGAAGAUUCUUGCCACGUGCAAACAAGUACAGCAACAGUCACGUGAUGUGAAUUACAACCAACUGAAACCGUUCUUACAUACCCCAGAAUCUCGCGAAUCCGCAGCUAAAACUUACUCUUUGUUGUAUAAAACAGGAACUGAGAGAAUGUCAGAGGGGCAAACGAACCCGGCUUUUAAUUUUGAUGUUGAUGGCAUUGAGGAUACAAAACAGGAUAAAGGAGAACCAGAAUUUCAGAUCACAAGAUUUGGCGGGAGUGUGUCUAACGGAGAAGGCAAUUCAGACGAUAUUCACACGUAUACUGUAUCAAAUGAUGAUGAAAAUGAAGUUGUUCAAGUAACAAGAUUUGGCGGGAAAGAGAAUGACAGAGAACAGAGUAUAAAGAAUAGAAAUACAUAUACCGUAUCCAACGAAACUGAAGUAAAAGAAACAGUUCUUGACAUACUACAUAAAAGUCAAAAGAAAGAUAAAGUAGACGAUAGUCAUAAUAACAACGAAGUACGAAAAGAUGAUGUUCGAAUAACAAUAUCUGAACAUGACGAUUUCAAGGAUGAGAAGGGACUGAAUGUGACACCAAAACAGACAUUUAAGCAGCCAGGCCCUUCGAAUGGCUUCCCAACCAAGGAUAGCUCACAGACGCACAAAGGCAAAGAUGAAAAAGCAGUACGUCAGUCACUCACGGUAGAGACCGCUCCACCCUUGGACGCAAAUUUGCGUGUAGAAAGACCACAAUUUACUCCAAGAUCACCAGGUUUUGGGCGUAAAUACCGCAACCUGCCAAAAUGGACUGACGAAGACACAAAAUGGCUUUCGUGGAUAGAGGUCAAAUUUAAGGAUAUUGCUGGUGCAGAUGGCGAAAUCGAUUUGGAAGAGUUUAAAAAAGCUCUUGGUGUGAAAAAGUCAUUCUUUGCGGAACGAUUUUUCGAGCUGUUUGAUCAAGACGGCAGUGGGGCCAUCGAACUUGGCGAACUGAUGGAUGGUUUGCGCAUGCUCACUAAAGGAACUCCAGUUCAAAAAUUACAAUUUCUCUUUGAUGUAUAUGAUGCUGAUGCAAGUGGCACCAUCGAUAGAGACGAGCUUAUGGCAGUUCUUAGAGCCUGUAUGGAAGAAAGCUCACUGUCGCUGACAGAAGAAAACUUACAGGAGCUUACAGACGUGUUAUUCGACGAUGCUGAUGAGGACGAAUCAGGAACGAUAACUUUUGAAGAACUGAAGACAGAGUUAGAGAAACAUCCGGGUGUAAUAGAGAAUCUCACUAUAAGUGCCGCUCAGUGGCUUAAAACCCCGGAUAGUUCUAAGGGAAAGAAAAGCAGCUUCCGAUAUUUUACAGCGGACUACUGGAAAAACAAUUAUCGAAAAAUUGGAUAUUUCCUCAUUUACUGGGCUCUAAACAUUGUCCUGUACGCAGUGGCAAUGUGGCAGUAUAGAGACUCAAACACGUGGGUUAUGUUCGCACGAGGCGGUGGACUAUGUUUGAACUUCAACUGUAUGUGGGUUCUAGUGCUGAUGCUGCGGAAAAGUUUAACGUUCCUCCGAAUGACGAAAUUGGUUUAUAUUCUUCCUCUAGAUCAGGCCAUCCAAUUCCAUAAGAUGACAGCUUGGGCCAUUGUAGGAUUCGCAAUCAUUCAUACAUUGGCACAUAUCGGGAAUGCAGCACACGCAGCAAAUGCUAGUGCCCUGGAGAUGUGGGAAGUCUUGUUUACAGUGAAAGCCGGUGUUGGAUAUGUUGGCGGCAGCGCAUUUAUAACCGGCUGGUUAUUAGAUAUUAUUCUUAUAGUGAUGGUCAUCUGUUCAAUGCCAUUUAUCAGGAGGGGUGGCCAUUUUCAGGUGUUUUACUGGACUCACAUACUCUAUGUACCAUUCUGGAUCUUGGUCAUUCUUCACGGACCACACUUUUGGAAGUGGUUCAUAGUUCCAGGAGUAAUCUUCAUUCUGGAGAAGAUAUGUAGGUCAAAGUUCAUUAAGAUGGCUAGAUUUGGGGACACUUAUAUUGAGGAGGUCAAUCUUCUUCCUUCGGGUGUUACCCAUUUGGUUAUCACUCGUCCAUCGAACUUCCGGUACAAGCCUGGUGAUUAUAUUUUCAUUCAAAUACCGGAAAUAGCAACACACGAAUGGCAUCCAUUUACAAUCAGCUCGGCACCGGAAAUGGAAGGUUACAUCUGGUUACAUGUUCGGUCUGCCGGUCACUGGACAAAUAAACUCUAUGAACACUUUGACAACUUGGAGGCACCGGAAAAUAUUGAAGAGGCUGAAGACCUGGAGGCAAGUUAUAGAAGAAGAGCUAGCAGAAAAUUUGAAAACUUUGAAAAGGCAUAUUCAAGACGUCCCACAGUGCUUUCUAAAUCAUCAAGACGUGCAUCAGGGCGUGGACAAAAGCCAAAACAAAAACAUAAAAUUGUGAAAGUGAAGUGUUACAUUGACGGCCCGUAUGGGACAGGAACCCGAGAGGUCUUUGACACUGAUCAUGCGGUACUUGUUGGGGCGGGUAUUGGCGUGACUCCAAUGGCCUCAAUUUUACAAAGUGUAUGGUACAGAUUUAAUGCUGUUCGACAAAAAUGUCCAAAUUGCGAACACGUGUGGUAUCCGGAAGAAGAAACGUUUGACAUGAAAUUAAGAAAGGUGGAUUUUAUAUGGAUAAACAGAGACCAGAAAAGUUUUGAAUGGUUCUUGACGUUACUCAAUCAGAUCGAGGUUGAACAGAGCAGCCAUCAUGGGAUUCUCGAGAACUGUAUACAAAUGCAUAUGUACAUGACCGCUGCUCAGAAGAAGACAGACAUGAAAGGAAUAGGACUUCAAAUUGCACUGGAUCUGAUGUAUGACAAGAGCCGACGAGAUCUAAUCACAGGUUUAAGAACAAAGACAGAACCUGGAAGGCCAGACUGGAACAAGAUUUUCAAUGCAAUAAAAGCCGAAAAUAAGGGGAAAGUGAAAGUAUUCUUCUGUGGACCACCAGCUUUGGGAAAAACUGUCAAGGCAAUGUCCGAAAAAUUUAACUUUGCAUUUUCAAAGGAAAUCUUUUAGUAGAGACAUCAAUAUUUUCUUUUUAAUAAAAUGUGAUUCUGUAGAAACUUGGUGAAACCAGUUCUAGCACACUGGACAAUUUGUCGGUACAAUUUCAGCUACUGUAUAGCAAUAUAGUCAAAGUUUCAACAAGUUGUCCAUACAAUUUAGUCAAAAUUUUCCUUUCAAAUUAAUUUGCAAAGAAUAUUCGUCCAUCGUCAAUCAGUAGUGACGUGAAUGCUGAUAAAAGCGUUUAAUGUUACAUAUAUGUUUGUUUUGAAAGCAACAGUUUUAGGUAAUUUUGACAUAAUCUGUUUGAACUUCUAAUACAAUGAGUAUUUUGGAAAUGAGCGUCGUAAGCCGUGUCCGGUGGUAUAUUUUAUUUGCGAGUAUGCCAACCACAUAUAACUGUUUUUAAGAAGUUCGACAGGAGAAAAUCUCGCUUAUCUUAAAUAAUGAUUAUUACUGCAACUUCUAAUCUAGGAAAGCAUGAGAACAGAAUUAUGCACAUAUGAGAGCAACAAAACAUCAAAGGGAGAACAUGUCAAACGCAUUUUACAAUUUACUUUGAAAGCAUUUAAUUUCGUUGAUGCAGUAGAUUUUGUGGUUUGUACAAAACAGCCAUUUUGUGGAGAUAUGAAUGCAUUAAUUUCAAAAUUCAAACAUAGAGCUGAAAUGAAUGGGCAAUUGACAUGAAAGUUGAAAUCCAUGAAAUUCAAUCUCCGCGAUAGUUAAUGAUUUUACAGUAAACCUAUUCAGUGUAUAUCGUAUAACCUUUAGCAUGCUAAAUUGUCGUCUUCUGGAAAUGUCGUCUGCUAAAAUUGUAAAGUUCAUUCAAUUUGCUCCAAAAUUGGAAGAAAUAUUGUCAGAGUAGCAAACAGCUUGGAACCUGAUCAGACGCCGAUUUAAUCGGCGUCUGAUCUGGUUCCAAGCUGUUUGCAAAGGCUGUUAAAUUCGCCUGCAGCAGGCUAAGGGUUAAUGUAACAAAAGUGUAACCAGAAGGAUUUUUGUUCAUGCUAUAAAUAGCUUUCCUAAGGAAAGAGUUGCUUUAAUUUUUAGCCAAAGUUUAAUAAACAGAGUGUUGCAACUGUAUCUGCAUAAAAGUAAAGAUAUUUCAAAAGAUA